AUGGCAGGAGCAGCAGCUCACCAACCCACUAGCCACGCCGACGACGGCAGCCCAGAAUGGAGCGUCGCCGUGCCAGCCGCCGCGGCGGAACACGAGAACACCGAAAGCAGCCGCCGGGCGUGCUGCGCGUCGGCAUUGGUGGUGGUGGUGCGUCGUCUCUUGUCGUGGUUGGUGGCGCCGAUACACGGCAUGGGCAGCCUCGCCACGACGGCGUGCCUGUGGCUGUUCUCGUUGGCGGCCGCGGCGCGGGACAGGGUGGUGGGCGUCGCUAGGAUGGCGUGGAGGAUCGGCGCCGACGACCCUCGGAAGGUGGCGCACGGGUUCAAGAUGGCGCUCGCGCUCACCAUGUGCUCUAUCUGCUACUACGUCCAGCCACUCUACGUCUUCACCGGCCAGAAUGCCAUGUGGGCCGUCCUCACGGUCGUCGUCGUCUUCGAGUACACAGUUGGUGGCUGCUUGUACAAAGGGCUGAACAGAGCCAUGGCAACGGUGACCGGCGCCGCGCUGGCCCUCGGCGUGCAGUGGAUCGCCAGCAAGUCCGGCAAGGAGUUGGAGCCCUUCAUCCUCAGUGGCUCUCUAUUUGUUUUCGCCGCCGCGGCCACCUAUUCCAGGUUUCUGCCCAAGAUGAAGGCCCGCUUCGACUACGGCGUCACCAUCUUCAUCCUCACAUACACGCUCGUCGCGGUGGGAGGGUACCGCGUCAACGAGGUUGCCUUCAUGGCACAGCACCGGCUGACGACCAUCGCCAUCGGCGCCAUGAUCUGCUUCGCCGUCUGCGCGCUCGUCUUCCCGGUCUGGGCGGGGAAGGAGCUCCACGACCAGGUCGCCCGCAACAUGGACAAGCUGGCUGCCGCCGUCGAGAGCUGCGUCGAGGACUACUUCUCGGAGGCUACAGCCGGUGUCGACGUCGCCGCAGCAGCAGCUCCGAAGCCGGCGCUGUCGGACAAGUCACAUGGGUACAAGGCAGUGCUGAACGCCAAGGCCUCGGAGGACUCACUGGGCAACCUGGCGACGUGGGAACCCGCACACGGCAAGUUCGGCUUCCGCCACCCGUACCAUCUGUACCAGAAGGUCGGCGCAGCGAUGCGCUCCUGUGCCUACUGCGUCGACGCCCUCGCUGCCUGCGUCGGCUCAGAGGCCCAAACGCCAGCGCACGUCAAGAAGCACCUCGCCGGCGCCUCCGCCGCUCUAGGCCGCCAUUGCUCGGCCAUGCUCCGCGAGGCGUCGGGCUCCGUUGCCUCGAUGACGCGGUCCGGCCGCCUCGCCCUCGUCGUAGGGGACAUGAACGCCGCCGCGCAGGAGCUGAGGGACGAGCUGAGGUGCCUCGCGCCGCUACUGGAGCUAGACGAGUCCACAGAUACAGAGCAGGAGCACAACAUUACAAUGUCACCAGCACCGGCGCCGCCCCUCAUCGAGGCCCUGCCCCUGUUCACAGCGGCCUCCCUCCUGCUGGAGAUCUGCACGAGGGCGGAGGGCGUUGUUAGCGCCGUCGACAACCUGGCCAUCACAGCGAGGUUCAAGAAGGCUGACCACGACGAGGAGACCACACACGACGUCGAGGCGGCCGUGCCCACAACCAUGAGCACCAUCCUCACGGCAGACGCGCCGCAGGAGACACACGAUAAGGUUGCGGUCGACCACGGGAAGACGGAGACGCCAACGGACGAGAGCUCCGCCGACCAAACGCCUCGGGACCAGGUCGACGAGCUCCUCAAGGUGCUCAUGCGACGGCGGAGCACCAAGAAGUGGGCGCGCGGUGACACCAAGGUGUGCCCGAAGCCGCCGCUGGACUUCGUGGUCCACGCACCCAGCCCAAGGAGCCGGUCCAUGGAACUCACUGUCACGGGCCAUGCGCAGGUCGCGCCCAGUCAGAGGCACCGCUCCGUCGAGCUCACCAGCCACCCGCCAGUCGCGCCCAGUCCGAGGAACCGGUCGGUGGACUUUGCCAGUAAUGGACCUGUCCUACCAAGCCCCAGGAACCGGUCCAUGGAUUUCGGCAACCAUAGGCCUGUCUUGCCUAGUCCUAGGCAUCGCUCCAUACUUGGGAUGGCCUGA
Messenger RNA from Miscanthus lutarioriparius, 2055 nucleotides. The record is from the annotation of a GenBank genome assembly. NCBI's taxonomy places the organism in Eukaryota, Viridiplantae, Streptophyta, Magnoliopsida, Poales, Poaceae.